AUGGGUGCAUUGCUAAGAGAAAUUGCAAAAUACAUUUCAAAACAACAGGAGGCAGAAACACACUCUUUCUCACACUUUGUGGAUUAUGCAGGACACAACACUGUGGCCUUUGGGAAAGCAUUUGAAGGAAUGUAUAUAAAGGGUAAGGAACACUGUAAUUUCAGUGCAGUCAAAAGGGAAGAAAAAGAUAAAAAGGAACUUCAGCAAUGGCAUAAAAGACUUGGCCACAAUAUAUCAGUGCAGCUGUUUAAGAGGGAGGAUUUGGAUCUCGAUUUGAAUCUCGAUUUGGUUUUGUAUUUGGCAGAUAGAUUGCAGCUGUUUAAGAGGGAGGAUUUGGAUCUGAAUUUGGUUUUGUAUUUGGAAGAUAAAUUGCAGCUCUUAAAGAGGGAUCCAUUGUCUCUGACUACCCAAGAAGAAGGAAUCGCCAUUCUCUCUUUCUCCAUCUCUCGACAAAAACUGACUCAACAACAGCGCAAACCCGUCACUGCCAAUUUAAUUGCAUUCAACUCCUGA
Molecule: messenger RNA, 513 nt
Organism: Striga asiatica
Lineage: Eukaryota; Viridiplantae; Streptophyta; Magnoliopsida; Lamiales; Orobanchaceae
Source: the annotation of a GenBank genome assembly